AUGGACACGAAAAACAAUACAGAGGUAAAGGUGCUCUCUAUAUUAAAUGAGAUUAAAAGUAAUAACACGGAAGAUGUUCCUGAAGUUACAAAAAAUACGUCUGGUGUAGCAAAACAGCUGAAUAAAAAGAAAAAGGGCAACGAAAUAAGAGGUAUCCCUAAAUCUGGUAGAUUUUGGAAAUCAAAAAAAGAAAGGUUCAACUCCAUAGUGAAAACAAAAGGGAUUCGAUUGGGUUUUGAGAAAAAAAAAGUUUUAUGUUCAGAAUUACAAAAAACAAAGGAAUUAUCACGGCAAAUAGUAGCACAAGCUCAAGAAAGAGAGCAAGCACGAAAGGAACGUAGACGUGAAAACUUGAAGCGGGCUGAAGAAAAUAAAAAGAAGUCUGAGAUUGUUCAAGUAAUAACCAACACUAAGAAAUUAAAACGAAUGAAGAAAAAGCAACUACGGUUUAUAGAGAAACGGGAUACCAAUAAAGCUUUAUAA
Molecule: messenger RNA, 483 nt
Organism: Leptosia nina
Lineage: Eukaryota; Metazoa; Arthropoda; Insecta; Lepidoptera; Pieridae
Source: the annotation of a GenBank genome assembly